Molecule: messenger RNA, 5761 nt
Organism: Triticum aestivum (bread wheat)
Lineage: Eukaryota; Viridiplantae; Streptophyta; Magnoliopsida; Poales; Poaceae
Product: leucine-rich repeat receptor protein kinase MSP1
Exons: 13
Coding region: 1425-5564 (1379 amino acids)
Biological process (GO): protein phosphorylation
Molecular function (GO): protein kinase activity; protein binding; ATP binding
Source: RefSeq, a predicted model, not a curated record
UCUCCUCCUCUCCUCUGCCCGCCCCACAAACCCCAUACCCCAGUCAGUGCGCGAGUACGUACGCCCUCGGCUCUCCUCCCUCCCACCCGCUGCCUGCCGCCGCUCGCCCACCACGCGCGCACGCCCAUCUCGUGCGCGCCCCACCUAACCCGACGACCCCCGCAGGAGCACGCCGUCGUCCGCCCGCGCCCGCUCCACCGCCGUCGGCAUUGCGAGGAGCGCGAACUGAAGGCGCGGCCCCGUCUCCCUCCGCCAGCCCGCCUCCUUGGUUCCGGCUCCUGCGCACGGAGAAGCGGCUCGUCGGCUCCACGGCGGUGGCGGCCAGCCCUGGCGCGCCCCUGCUCCCGCGUCUCCACAUCUUCCAUCGUCGCGGAGUUCAGGGUGUAUUUCUGAGGGGAGCGUAUGAACUUCGAUUGAGUUGAGUUUCGUCUGCUGUAAUUCCGUUGUAACUAACAGCAGCAAAGAAAGGGCGUCAUGGUUGAGAAGACAGUAGGGGGAAGUGCCAAGUGAGAGUAUUUGUAACUCGCACUACAGGAAUAAGCUAGUUUACCGUCAGUGAGGUUCUUUGCCGUCAGCAUAACGUCGGGGCAGACGGCAAAGAGCUGUUUUGCCGUCAGUGGAUGACGGCAAAGAAUAACUGACGGUAAGACGAAUAACAGACGGCAAAGAAUUACAGACGGCGAACGUACGCAAAAGGUGACGGCAAAAAUGAGACAGACGGCACCCGGACGGACAUCAGUGACAGUGUACUUUGCCGUCAACUCAUCCGUUAACUGACGGCUAAGAUUGUGAGUUCGCCGUCAGCUCCGCUAACUUGCAGACGGAAAAAAAAACACGGCCACGCAGCACAUGCCCCCGAAGGAAAAAAAAGGGUUUGCCGUCAGCGAGACCAGUGGCAGACGGCAAACAGCCCAGUCCACUGAUAGCCCGGUCGGACGCGCCGACAAAAAAAAAAGAAACAGAUCGCAGCGCCACCCCUCCCCUCGACCCGCACCACCAGAACAGAGAGCAGCGCUAGGUUCCAGCGCCGCCGCCGCCGCCCCCUCCUACACCGCGCCCCCAACCCCUCCUCCAAUGGCCGCACCGUCGCCGGAAUCUCCUCCCGUGCCCUAGCGCCGCCGCAGGGCACCACCGCUGCAGGGCACCACCUCCGCCGCUGCUGGACUGCAAAGGAGAGGCAGCUGCACGGCCGCCGGGCACCAUCUCCCCCUCUGCCCCAUCUGCCCCCACGGGAUCAAUCUUUUCACCUCCAGGAGCACUGUUGGUCCUGUUGCCGUCGCCAUCGCCGUCCACUACCUCCUCUACGGAUCAUCUAGGGGAGUUCAGGGUGUAUUUCUGAGGGGAGCGUAUCACAUUUGAUUGAGUUGAGCUUUUCGUCUGCUGUAUCUCUGUUGUAACUAAUAGCAGCAAAGAAAGAGCGUCAUAUGAUUGAGAAGAUUGAACAUCACACAAGUCCAAAGAACAUAAUAGCAAUGGGAUCUCGAAGCAUCUGCCUUCUCAUUCUUCUUGUGAUCAUCAUCCCCAGCUCUGUCAUGUCUGAAUCAAGUGAUAUAAAAAGUUUGUUCACUCUGAGGCACUCAAUUGCUGAAGAAAAAGGUUUCCUUUGCAGCUGGUUUGAUUCAGAAACUCCCCCUUGCAGCUGGUUAGGUAUAACCUGUUCGGGGCGUAGCGUUGUGGCCAUAGACUUGUCCUCCAUGCCACUCUACGUCCGGUUUCCUUCAUGCAUUGGGGCAUUCGAGUCGCUUGUUCUGCUGAACUUAAGUGGGUGUGGGUUUACCGGUGAGCUUCCAGACACCCUGGGGAAUUUGCAGCGUCUUCAGUACCUAGAACUGAAUGAUAACCAGCUUAUUGGGAACCUGCCUGCCUCAUUAUAUACCUUGAAGAUGCUGAAAGAAAUGGUGCUUGACAACAACUUAUUACAUGGACAACUGAGCCCUGCAAUUGGUCAGUUGCAGCAUCUCACCAAGCUGUCCAUAUCCGGGAAUUCCAUCUCCGGUGGCAUUCCUACAGAGUUGGGCAGUCUGCAGAACCUAGAGUUCCUGGACCUUCACAUGAACAGCCUAAAUGGAUCGAUACCAGCAGCUUUUCGUAAUCUGUCUCAGCUGUUGCAUCUUGAUCUAAGCCAGAAUAACCUCAGUGGAUUAAUAUUUUCUGGAAUAAGCUCAUUGGUGAACCUUAUGUCACUUGAUCUGUCCUCAAACAAUUUUGUGGGGCCAAUACCUAGGGAGAUUGGUCAACUGGAAAACCUUCGACUGCUGAUUUUGGGCCAAAAUGCGUUCACCGCGACCAUUCCAGAAGAAAUUGGUAAUCUGAAGCGGCUUCAAGUACUUCUGCUCCCUGAAUGCAAGCUCACAGGCACCAUCCCUUGGUCAAUCAGCGGUCUUGUAAGCCUGGAGGAAUUUGACAUAUCAGAGAACCACUUCGAUGCUGAACUCCCAACAUCAAUCGGUCUGCUUGGCAAUCUGACACAGCUGAUUGCGAAGAAUGCAGGGCUCCGGGGGAGCAUACCGAAAGAACUAAGUAACUGCAAGAAGAUUACUCUCAUAAAUCUGUCAUUUAAUGCCUUCACUGGCUCCAUCCCUGAAGAACUUGCAGAACUGGAAACUGUUAUCUCUUUUUUUGUGGAAGGGAACAAACUAUCAGGCAAUAUUCCAGAUUGGAUAAGGAACUGGAACUGGGCAAAUGCAAGAUCUAUAUCAGUGGGUCAAAACUUGUUCAGUGGACCUUUGCCAUUGCUGCCAUUGCAGCAUCUGCUCAGUUUCUCUGCAGAAACCAACCGCCUCUCAGGUUCUGUCCCUGCUGAGAUGUGUCAAGGCAACUCCCUGCAAACACUCAUACUGCAUGAUAACAAUCUGACUGGAAGUAUCGAGGAAACUUUUAAAGGAUGCACAAACCUCACCGAGCUGAACUUGCUAGGUAACCAUCUUCAUGGAGAGAUACCAGGGUACCUGGCUGAGCUGCCUUUAGUUAGUCUGGAAUUGUCCCUAAACAAUUUCACAGGAAUGCUGCCUGACAGGUUGUGGGAGUCAUCAACUCUUUUGCAGAUCUCUCUCAGCAAUAAUCAGAUUACCGGCCAGAUCCCAGAUAGCAUUGGUAGGCUGUCCAGCUUGCAGAGGUUGCAGAUUGACAAUAACUAUUUGGAAGGACCCAUACCACAGUCUGUCGGCUAUCUACGAAAUCUGACUAUUCUGUCUCUGCAUGGCAAUGGGUUAUCUGGGAACAUUCCAAUAGAACUCUUCAACUGCCGAAACCUUGCUACACUGGACCUGAGCUCUAAUAAUCUGACCGGGCACAUCCCGAGGGCCAUAUCUAACUUGACAUUGCUCAAUAGCUUGAUUUUGUCUUAUAACCAGCUCUCUGGUGCUAUUCCGGCUGAGAUCUGUGUGGGGUUUGAAAAUGAGGUUCACCCUGACUCGGAGUUUGUGCAGCAUAACGGUCUUCUUGAUCUGUCAUACAACCGGUUGACUGGUCAGAUUCCGGCAGCAAUAAAGAAGUGUUCUAUGCUGAUGGUGCUAAACCUGCAAGGCAACUUGCUAAAUGGCACCAUUCCCUCAGAGUUUGGUGAGCUGACAAAUCUUACAAGCAUUAAUCUGUCUUCUAAUGGAUUAGUUGGACCAAUGCUUCCUUGGUCUGCACCAUUGGUACAACUUCAAGGCCUUAUUCUAUCAAACAACCACCUAAAUGGCACCAUUCCUGUUGAGAUAGGCCAAGUUCUUCCCAAAAUUUCAAUGCUAGACUUGUCCGGUAAUGUACUUACCGGAAGUCUACCCCAGUCUUUGCUGUGCAACAAAUAUCUGAACCGCCUGGAUGUCAGUAACAACAAUCUCUCUGGGAAAAUUUUAUUCUUUUGUCCCAUGGACGGAGAAUCCUCAAGCUCACUGCUGUUCUUCAAUUCAAGCAGUAACCAUUUCUCAGGGACCCUAGAUGAGUCUAUCUCGAACUUCACACAACUGUCUUCUCUUGAUAUCCACAACAAUAGCCUCACUGGAAGCUUACCAUCAGCACUCUCUGAUCUCAGCUUUUUGAACUAUCUUGACCUCUCAAGCAAUGAUUUCUAUGGUGUCAUCCCUUGUGGUAUUUGCAAUAUAUUUGGCCUCACAUUUGCCAACUUCUCUGGUAACCACAUUGACAUGUUCAGCUCAUCAGAUUGUGCAGCAGGAGGUGUUUGCUCCACUAAUGGCACUGGUCGUAGGGUGGCUCAUCCAUCUCAUCGAGUUCGAAGAUUAGGGAUCAUUUGUAUCCUUUCACUUGCUGUCAUCAUUGUGUUAGUACUUCUCGUGUUUUAUCUGAGACACAAACUAUCGAGGAACAGUUCAUUGGUUAUUGCGCCCGCUGGUAAGGCCAAGGCUACCGUUGAGCCAACCUCAAGUGAUGAGCUCCUAGGAAGGAAGUCACGGGAACCUCUGAGUAUCAAUCUCGCAACUUUUCAGCAUUCACUGUUGCGGGUCACCGCUGAUGAUAUACUGCAAGCCACAAAGAAUUUCAGCAAAGAACACAUCAUAGGCGAUGGUGGCUUUGGCACUGUCUAUAAGGCGGCACUCCCUGAAGGUCGGAGAGUCGCGAUCAAGAGGCUUCAUGGUGGCCAUCAGUUCCAGGGUGACCGUGAAUUCCUAGCUGAGAUGGAGACCAUUGGAAAGGUGAAGCAUCCAAACCUUGUUCCCCUGCUUGGUUACUGUGUUUGUGGCGACGAACGGUUCCUGAUCUACGAGUACAUGGAGAAUGGGAGCCUUGAGAUAUGGCUGAGGAACCGAGCAGAUGCGGUUGAAGCACUUGGAUGGCCAGACCGUCUCAAGAUCUGCCUCGGGUCUGCCCAUGGGCUUGCUUUCCUUCAUGAAGGGUUUGUGCCUCAUAUCAUCCACCGGGACAUGAAAUCAAGCAACAUCUUGCUGGAUGUAAACUUUGAGCCGAGGGUCUCUGAUGGCCUCGCACGGAUAAUCAGCGCGUGCGAGACUCAUGUCAGCACCGACAUCGCCGGUACAUUUGGAUACAUCCCCCCAGAGUACGGCCAGACAAUGAAGUCCAGCACGAAAGGCGACGUGUACAGCUUCGGCGUCGUCAUGCUGGAGCUGCUUACAGGACGGCCACCCACAGGGCAAGAAGACUUGGAAGGUGGUGGGAACCUUGUUGGCUGGGUACGAUGGGUGAUCGCUCGCGGAACGAGGAACGAGCUGUUUGAUCCUUGCCUGCCAGUCUCAGGCGUGUGGCGGGAGCAGAUGGUGCGCGUGCUCAGCAUCGCCCUGGACUGCACAGCCGACGAGCCGUGGAAGAGGCCAAGCAUGGUGGACGUGGUGAAGGGCCUCAAGAUGACCCAGGCGAUGGAGUGCGGACCUCUGGUGGCUGAUGGUAGAAACACGAGGAGCAAGAUGUCUUACACUGAAGCCUGGAGGAACUAUGCUCAGCUACUGGGCUUUCAGGAAUCAGGUGGCAUCUCUGCAAUUGUUGCGCUAGGAGUCAAGCCGUGCUGCUCGACGCCCGCCGCCUCUGCCAUGCGCCUCACCCACGAGCUACGGUGGGUCUGCCGCGGCCGAGAGCACGGCCUCGUCAUUGAGCCAUCUGCUCCAUAGGCAUAAUUAUGUGGAGAGUUGUACAAAAACUGCAAGUGCCAAGCGGGGCUCGCUUAACUAGGAGAAUCAUCUUCCCUGUUGACAAGUCAAUGGUGACCAAAUGAUGAUAGCCAUGGCCUGGUCCGUCAAACCCCUUCGAGAGUAGUAGGCACCCUUCACCGUUAAGCUCAGUGAGGCGAGUGACAGCGAAGCUAGAA